Messenger RNA from Aureobasidium melanogenum CBS 110374, 660 nucleotides. RefSeq lists its product as uncharacterized. NCBI's taxonomy places the organism in Eukaryota, Fungi, Ascomycota, Dothideomycetes, Dothideales, Saccotheciaceae. Bases 1 to 660 code for a protein of 219 amino acids. The record is from RefSeq and is a predicted model, not a curated record. The transcript has 2 exons.
AUGGACCGACACCGAGACACAGCGACAGCGACAGCUACAGCUACGCCAACACCUCCCACUCCCACCAGGGGGCUCAAGCGCACAGCAGACGACUCGUUCGAUGAUGACAAUCGUUUUGCGAAGCGCUUCAACUUACUCAAUCUAGCCAACAACAAUGACAAGCUCUACAUUCCUGUCUCGGCCAGGCCCCAGCUCCAGACCACCCUGACUCGACCACCUCCUACCGAAGAGCACAUGCACGUAGACGACACAAAAGAUCGCGUCUACAUCCACAACCUCGACGACGAAUUAGCCGACAUCGAGUCCGACGAGGAGAAACUCAUCUUCCUUCCCGACAUUGAAAAGAAGCUCAAUGCUAUACCUAGGCACAUUCUACUCGGAGAAAAGAAAGAUUCACAUCAAGAGCUUGUCCUCUACAAUCUGCCUCCGUCAUUAUCUGUGCCCAUCGAGAAAGAUAACGUACGGAAAGCUAUACUCGAGGCUCGUGAGCGUGCCAAAGAGAAGGCAGCAAUUACACCCUCAUUAUCCUUCAGUCCUGCCGACGAUACUCCACCAGAAGACCAAAUAGAGACUGCUCACGGUUACGACUCUCCAGACUAUGGUAUAGACGAAGACACGAACGACAUGGAAGAAGACGAGGACGCCAUGGAUCUAUCAUGA